AUGAAGUUAUAUGUGAUAUUAUUUACUCUUAUUCUUUUGAUUAGUUUUUGUACAUCUACUGAUCAACUUCUUGCUCGUAGAUCUCUUCAAGACUAUGUUGAUCAUUUUGUUGAUACUGGUAAAAUUCAAUUUCGUGGUGGAACAUUAAAGCUUAAUGAUACAGUUAUCCGUCAAAUUUGGUCUUUUUUUAAAGCAAAAUAUCACCGUCUUUAUUCAUCAAAUGGAGAAGAAGGAGAACGUCUUCGUAUAUUUGUAAAACAUCUUAAAUAUGUAUUGAAAUCAAAUUUUGAAAAAUCGCAUACAUAUCAAUUAGGAUUAAAUCAAUUUUCUGAUUGGACAUUAGCCGAAUUUGAUGCAUUAAAAAAAGGUUUAAAAGUUCCACUUCGUUUACGACGAAAUAUAAUGGAUGAUGAAUCAGAUGAAGGCGCAUUACAACGUAGUUUAACAAGACUUUAUCAACGUCAUGAUGAUUCAAGAAGAUUAAAACAAAAUUUACAAAAACGUCGAUAUAAAGAUAGACGAUUCUCUGAUGACUGGUUUGACAAACUUUUGAAUCAAGAGCGAGAUAACAAUGAUACUAAUCCACUACCUAAUGUAUUUGAUUGGCGAACAAAAAAUGUUGUAAGCCCUAUUAAAAAUCAAGGUAGAUGUGGAUCUUGUUAUGCAUUUGCUUCAGUUGCGGUUCUGGAAACAGUUUAUGCUAUAAAAACAAAUGCUGAAAAAGUUACUGAAUUCAGUCCACAACAGAUAGUUGAUUGUUCAAGUGAAGAGUAUGAUAAUAGUGGUUGUUUUGGUGGUCUUUUUCAACCAACAAUGAACUAUCUCAUCGGAAAAGGUGGUAAAAUAGCUACAGAUACUUCUUAUCCGUAUAUAGGAAAACAAGAUUCAUGUCGAACAGAUGGUAUUAAUGAAAUUGAUCUUGGUCAAGUUGAAUAUGUAGAUAUUCCUGUAGGAGAUGAAAAACAAAUGGCUGAAGCACUUAUUAAGAAUGGACCAAUAUUUAUUGGACUUGAUGCUGAUUCUGAACUUUUUAUGUUUUACCAAAGUGGUAUACUUAAAAUAGAUAGUUGUCCAAAUGGUCGAUAUGAUAUGGAUCAUGCUAUGGUUGUGGUAGGUUAUGCCUAUGAUGAAGAACUUAAACUCCCUUAUUGGAUAAUAAAAAACUCGUGGGGAACAGGAUGGGGUGAAAGUGGUUAUUUACGUUUAGUUAAAGAUGCUGACAAUAUGUGUGGUAUUGCUACAAUGGCAUCUUACGCUAAACUAACAUAA
Messenger RNA from Rotaria sp. Silwood1, 1269 nucleotides. The record is from the annotation of a GenBank genome assembly. Lineage: Eukaryota; Metazoa; Rotifera; Eurotatoria; Philodinida; Philodinidae.